AUGAACAAAGUUGCCGAUUUCACAGCGCCACUGGUCCUGACGGUCGCAUGUGGUCCCAUAUUCAUACUGAUUAGUGCCACUAAAGAAGAAACACAAUGCGAACUGGAACUCCCACCCGUCCCUUACCCAAGCGCUUCACCAUUCGGACCGCUGCUACAGAGUGCAGGCCCCCAUAGCCUCUACACCACAAACUCACGCCUCGCCGCUCUUACUCCCUUUUAUAAGACAAAUCUCCGCCCUCCACACUUCCUACAACCGCUUCCACCUACUGAAUCAUGUCUACCUUCACCGUCCGCGUUGCUGGGCUCUCCUGCAGCGGCUGCAUCCCCGCCAUCGUCGAAGCGUUGA
Chondrus crispus (carragheen) is the source of this 348-nucleotide messenger RNA. RefSeq lists its product as hypothetical. Lineage: Eukaryota; Rhodophyta; Florideophyceae; Gigartinales; Gigartinaceae. The record is from RefSeq and is a predicted model, not a curated record. Bases 1 to 348 code for a protein of 115 amino acids. The transcript has a single exon.